AAGAAAUAAUUUCAAGUUAACUCUAAAUUUGAGAUACUUGACAGGCAAAUCAUUUUGAAUGAACUGAAAAUAAAACCUUCAUGACUUGUUUGGCCAGUAAAUUAAAAUUUGAACAGCUGUCAGAAUCAUCAAAAUAUACAGCUUGUUGGCUGCAGCUGUGCCAAGAGCAGGUCAUGCUAAGAACCUUUCCAUACAAAAUUCUUUUCCCACCCACAUCCCCAGAGUAAUUAUUCAAAAUCAGACAGCUGUCCAUAAUUCAGACUGGGCAAGGGGAAGAAGUACUAUUUUUUUAAAAAGGCAGAUUGUUAGGCUUCAAUCACUCAAACCUCUUCUAGAUAAACUUGCUGACCUGGAUGUGACAUCUUGGCUUCUGCAGAGCCUGUGAAGUCUGAUCCCAGGGUCCAGAAUGCUCUUCUUCUUUCAUGGGUUUGUAAUUGUAUUUAGCAACUACUGCAAUCAUACAGGUGGCCAAAGAAAGCUCGGCAUGGGAUGGUGCAGCCAGUCAUGAAGCUGGAAACUCCUGAUGAUAGUGUCAUGAUGCUUUCCACCCCAGUUCCCUCAGCCACUAUUACCACCUGCAGCUCACUGACUCGUCCUGUGGGUCUGCUCUUGUAGCUGGUUUUUCAGAUUCUUGCAACAGCUCCUUCUGCCUGGCUUUGGGAUGUCAUUUGCCCUGAGAAUAUCAGAGAAUGUGCUGAUCUUCUGCUGUGUGCAGAGAGACUCGGAUGGGGCUUUUUCAUCUGUGAAGUGGGAGGUAAUGUGGGCCUGUAGUGCUUUCUGUUUCCCUUGCUGUGUGUUAUGCUUGAUGAGAAGGAGUGGAUCACUGUGGGUGAUGCUGACAGCAGUACAAAGCUAUCCGGGCUCCACCAGGUGUCAGUGUGCACCUCUCUACUGUGAUACUUUGCGUUUUCACUCUUAGCAGCCCUUCCAAGUUAAAGGAAUGCAGUAGAAUUAAGGAACAUAGAACUGAGCAAUAGUGGAGGCUUAUACAAGUGGUCUUGGCUGGUGUAAAUAAGCAUUAUUUCAUGAACUUCUAUGGAAGCAGAUGCAGGCUUAUCUACUGAGGAGUCUGGUUGCAUGUUUUGCUGUAAUACUUGCAGCUUUGAAUAAUUCCCUGUCAGUAGGAAGAGCAUGGAGCUGGGUGAGCUGUUCUCAAGGUUUUCUUUAUUUCUGAACAUAUGCAAUAAACGAUUUUAGGUAACGUUGGUGUUGGAAACAAAGCUUUCACAACUACUGGUAUUGCCUGUGCUGGGCUAUUGCUGACUAUACAAAAUGUCAAGAUUAAACAGUGCCUACGUUUGUUUUUUCUAUUAAAAGUCAAUUGUAAUCCUUUAGCAAAUAGAGAAGCAUAAAUGCACAAUCUUAAAACUGUUCCUUCCCAGCAUACUGUACUAAUGAAGCUAGUAAUCUCUGAUGAAAGCUUCUGAACUAUAAAAGCAGAAUUGUAGUUGUAUUUACUGAUACAGUAUAAUUCUUAGGCUUCCACAAAAACCAGUCUCACAGUUUUGGCACUUCUCUCUCUAUAUUUAUUUCAAUACGUAGCUGAGAACUGCUUUUGUUAUAUUCAGUUUUAGGCACAGAUGUCACCCUUUUCUGGCCUUGUGAGUGCUCUGACAUACUGAGUUUCUAGCUGUCUUGGGUACUCACAGAUCACGGCUUCCCAACCCUUGAUAUACUUAUCUUCACAGCCGUGUUUGGAAGGAGGAAAACAGGACUGUGGAGUUCAUUCGGGGCUGUGGAAGCAGCAGUUAGAGAUUUAUCCAGAUUGGUUUGGUUUGUUUCAAUCUACUGUCUUUGCUAGAUAGAAGUAACACACGCUGCAGUGUGAUUUUCAGUUAACAAGAGCCAUAAACAAGGCUUUACAAGAAUGCUUUUUACUACAUAUGAGGCCUCCAUGCAUUAGUCAUCAAAACAAACAGAAUUUGACUUAUUUUUUUCAAAACAAGGUCUUAGUAACUGGGAUAGACUGACAAUGAAAUUCAGAAACAGAUGCACCAAAAUGCUAGGAAUUACAACUCCUUUGCAAAAUGGAUGCUCAUGAGGAAUGUCCAUGAAGGGUUCCUCAGCUGAAAUGUGUCAGUUUUUAUACUUAAUCACAUGCUGGUUUGUUAAAUUACCCUUUCUUACUUUACUGCACUGAUCCUUCUUUUCUCAUCAAAAUUGUGGUCUAAUGCUGUGUGAAGAGGUAGAUGAUUAAUCUCUCUAGCCCUUUAUGAUUACAUGGUACUGAGGAGAUGUUGGGAACAUCUGGAAACAUCUGAACACCAUGUUAGGACAAAAAGUGCAAAGACUUGUUAGGAAUUCAGAUGUUAGACAGAUAUUAGAGCAUAUUUUACUUUGAAAUAUAUCUUUCUCCAGUGGGAUUCUUGUUGUAUGGCCCUGCAUUCGUGGUGCUUUGAACGUUCAGGUAUUGUCACUGGCUGUGUAUAGACAAGGAUGUCCCUGCUGCCUGGAGCACGACUGUUCCACUGCACCAGAGCUGUACAGUUAGCUGAGAAGGCACAGUGUCCUCUGGGCUGUGGUAAGCUACUGCAGGAAGGCUCUAACCCAAGCAGAAAAUUCCCAACCUGUGGGUUAUUAUGGAAUAGCCACCAAUGAAGUGCUCAUUCACAGUUGUGCAAAAUCAGGAUUCAGGGAUUGAUGAUUUGUACAGCCAUUCCCAAUUUGUGGCAGCCUGACAGAGAGGAAAACUUACAUCUAUCUAAGAAUGAUGUUGCUUUGCCACUACCUGUAGGAAAACUGAUACACUGAGGCACACUUUAAACAGCCUAGGGGUGAAGCACUGUUGUACUUCCAGCUCAAACUAGUGAUGGUCCAGUAGCAGUGUCCCCUUGGCAGCUGUGCCUUCAUUAGCCUGUUGCAGCAGCAGCUUGCUGUGAGAGCGCACAGUUGUGUGGCAGAGUUAUCCAUACCCCCAGUAAAGAUGUGCAGUUGAUGCAGCCUUUCAGGCAGAGAGCAGGGAUGCAGAGCAGAGCAUGGACAGAGUUGCCCAUUGUGGCACCAGCAUGAGCCUGUGGCAGUUCCAGGCCAGAAUCCAGGAUUUGGUUCCACUCCCAGAAAGGUCAACGAAACCCAUUUGAAGGAGAAUGGUUUCAUCCCGUUCUGCAUGCUGAGUGACUCACCAAUUUAGUACUAAUAGCGUGGGCUGCUUCAGGUACAAGCUAAUGGAGUGCAACGCUACAGAGUUUCUGUGCAGGUGAUCAGUGGAGCACAGGAGUGUGGGAUGCUGUCUGUCGUAAGUGGGAAGGAUCUCAUGUGGUUUCAGAGACCUUUGGGAAAUUCUUAAAUAUUUAUCUAUUUAAUCAAUUCUUUUCUUUGGUGUCAUUCUCAACAUCAACUAAUCACCACCCCACGCUGAAAUAAAAGCCCUAUCUAAAACAGUGGUAACUGAAGUCUGGUGAGCCUGCAAAAGGACUUUUGGUGCCGAGUAUCUUUUAUGAGGAAAGUGUGAAAAUGGUGCUGAAAAAUGAUUUAAGCUAGAAGGAAAACAUAGGUGUCACUGUGUGUUGAGGGCGUUAAACAUUGCUGUGUGGGAUUCUGACUCUGUGCAGCACUUCUUUUCCAUGUCCCUUUACUUAAAAUAGAAUCGUAGAAUUGCUCAGGUUGGAAAAGACCUUAAAGAUCAUCAAGUCCAACUGCAACCCAACCAUACUACCCUAACUCUAACAGCCCUCCACUAAAUCACGUCCCUGAGCAAAUAGUUUUCCUUAAAUCACAAACAUCUCCUUUUCUUCCACAGAAGAGCAGAGCAAAUACUGAAAUAAUCUCCAGAGAUGUUCUGCAGAUAUUUUUGCUUCUUCAGUCUGUGUCUUUUCCUUCAAACACAAAGGAAAUGCUCACUGGGACGUGUGUCCAGUUUGGGUGGCAGUGAUACAGCAUCCCUCCCUGGAUUUGAGAACCUCACAAUGGGAUACAACAAAUACCUCAGGCCCUACUUUGGUGGAGAACCUGUUCAAAUUGCAAUGAGCCUGGACGUUGCAAGUAUUUCUAGUAUAUCUGAGAGUGACAUGGAUUACACAGCCACCAUCUACCUGCGGCAGCGCUGGACAGAUCCACGCUUAGUCUUUCACGGCAACAAGAGCUUCACGCUGGAUGCUCGUCUGGUGGAAUUGCUUUGGGUACCAGACACGUACAUCGUGGAGUCAAAAAGGUCCUUCCUGCACGAUGUCACUGUGGGGAACCGCCUCAUCAGAUUGUUUUCUAAUGGCACUAUCUUGUAUGCUUUAAGAAUUACUACUACUGUUGCUUGUAACAUGGACCUGUCAAAGUAUCCCAUGGAUACACAGACAUGCAGACUGCAGCUAGAGAGCUGGGGAUAUGAUGAAAAUGAUGUCAUCUUCACGUGGCUGAGAGGAAAUGACUCUGUGCAUGGCAUAGAAAAGUUGCGGCUCUCUCAGUACACAGUGGAACGUUACUACACCCUCAUCUCAAAGUCACAGCAGGAAACGGGCAGUUACCCACGACUGAUACUGCAGUUUGAGCUGAGAAGAAAUGUCCUUUAUUUCAUUUUGGAGACCUAUGUGCCAUCUACUCUGCUUGUUAUGUUGUCCUGGGUUUCUUUUUGGAUCACGCUGGAUUCAGUGCCUGCGAGAACCUGCAUUGGAGUAACAACUGUGCUUUCCAUGACAACUCUGAUGAUUGGCUCGCGAAGUUCGCUUUCAAAAACCAACUGUUUUAUUAAGGCCAUUGAUGUUUACCUCGGCAUCUGCUUCACCUUCAUCUUUGGUGCCCUCGUGGAAUAUGCAGUGGCUCACUACAGCUCAUCACAAAAACGUACAGCUAAAACACCUCAAGAGGGGCCUGCAAAUGAACUUACUAAAGAAAAGGAAGAAAUCAACAUCACUGGCAUCCUCAGCAACUCCAUCACCAGCUAUAAACAGCAAAUUAGUUUUACAGGCAUUGAGAUUUCCAGUGAUAAUAUUAACUGCAGUGACUUGACUAUGAAAACUCAUGAGAAAAUCAAAUGCUUCUUGAGAAACAAAAUUUACAGUAUUAUCGGUUAUUUCACAAUUCAGAACCCCAGUAAUGUAGACCACUACUCCAAAUUGCUUUUUCCAUUGUUUUUUAUGCUGGUCAAUGUGUUUUAUUGGGCUUAUUAUUUAUAUUUUUAGCAGGAAUGGGUUUUUGUGUUCUCCCACUUCAGUGGGAAAGGAAUCCUGCCAAUGGCCAUCCAGCUAUCUAACCUCAGUGAAUCCAGUAUAGACAAAAUGCUUUUCCUGAGGCCUGGAGUGAGUGGGGUAUGUGAGAUGCAAAGCCUUCAUGCUUCAGCAUUAGUAACAGUGACUCUGGACACUUGCUUGUCCAGCUGAGUGGCUUUGCUGGGCUUUUGGCUGGUAUGGGCUCUUCAUUCCAACAUCCAGCCUCUCUGGCCAGGGAUGGAUAUGUAGGACUGCAUGUGGCAGUCCACAGAUUACCAGAGGUAGCAAAAUAAUCCUGAUAACCUGAAGUGGAUUGGAACCUUCUAGUUUAGGUCUCUAGUGAGGAUGGACAAUUAUAGCUGUUCUUCUGUGUUUGCCAGAAAUAACAGUAAUGGAGGGACUGUGACUGCCAUCUCAAUAGCUCCUCUGUUCAAAUAAGUGAACCCAAAGGCAGCAGUGUGCUGUGCGCAGAGGAAUGGCUCCCGUGCAUGGCACUUCCCUGUCCCAGGGGUGAUGCAGCACCAGAGCAGUGAUUUCAGUGAUGCUAUGCCUUGCUGUUCUUAAUACCUGGCAGACUCGGUGAGGUAAUCCUCAUUUGCUGAAGUUACCCAUCCCUGAGACAGAUUGAUGGGCUCUUCAUUUGUAAAGGUGUUUUGUCAUUGUUGUUUUUUGUUUUUUGCUUUUUUUUUCC
Molecule: messenger RNA, 5829 nt
Organism: Meleagris gallopavo (turkey)
Lineage: Eukaryota; Metazoa; Chordata; Aves; Galliformes; Phasianidae
Gene: GABRP
Product: gamma-aminobutyric acid type A receptor subunit pi
Biological process (GO): monoatomic ion transmembrane transport
Cellular component (GO): membrane
Molecular function (GO): GABA-A receptor activity; extracellular ligand-gated monoatomic ion channel activity
Source: RefSeq, a predicted model, not a curated record